GCUGAUCUACAGACCCGUGCACAGAAUCGUCAUCAGCAAGUGAGGAGAACCCAUUCAGACCUGGGUGGCCAGAGACUAUUCAAUUGGGACUUGCGUAACAUAUACCGACGCAUGUACUCCACGCCCUCACCUAUCAAGAUGCGCCCUCCACGCUCUAGCCCACCACACCCUACUAUCACUGAUGCAGUUACUCUAAGAAGUUCUAAGCGAAGAUCAAGACGUCCCCAACUACGAAGGUCCAUCAGUCAACCACUUGGACUAAAUGAACUGUCGCCUCUGAUGCGUCGAAAGCCAGGUAGUGGUACGCCAUUAGUUCAGCGAACAUCCAACACAGUACUCAGUGAGGAUGAACAUGAUGGCCGAGGUGGAAUGGGCACAUCUGAUGAUGACAUGAUGUCUGACUCAGAGUCAUCUAUUGCCUCACUCACUGAUAGGAAGAAGUCAUUUGAACAGGCAAUGGAUGAAGAUAUGACAAUUCUGGCAGAAGCAGUAUGGGAUCAUGUUGCCAUGGAGCCCGAAGAGUUGGCAUUCCGUGCCGGCGAUGUCAUUGAGGUGCUUGAUACAAUGGACCGAGAUUGGUGGUGGGGAUCAAGAAAUGAAGAUAGUGGCUGGUUUCCUGCAGCAUUCGUUAGGCUGCGGGUGAGUCAGGAAGACACAGUAGAAGACUGUUUGGCAGCCAUGGCCUCAGGCUCAACUCCAAGUACGCAGUUAAGGCGACGAACUAGUGUGUCUCUGCUAAGUAAUGAUCAGGUGCGCUCCAGUGUGGUGCGUGAGCUUAUCAACACAGAACGUGACUUCGUUAAGAUUCUUCGUGAUGUUGCUGAGGGUUACUUGGCUGAAUGCCGGAGGCGGACAGAUAUGUUCUCACCACAGCAGAUUGAUACCAUCUUUGGCAACUUGGAGGAUCUGUUGCAGUUUCAGUCAACAUUCCUGCAGGAUUUGGAGAGUCAUGUUGAGUGGGAUGCACCACAUCGGAGUUGUAUAGGAGAAUGUUUUCUUGCUCAUCGAUCUGGGUUCAAGAUUUACUCUGAGUACUGUAACAGCCAUCCAAUGGCAACUGCUACUCUACAGGAACUGUAUCAGCACAACAGCUACAGUAAAUUCUUUGAAGCUUGCCGCCUGAUGCGUGGGCUUAUUGAGAUUCCUCUUGACGGCUACCUGCUCACACCUGUUCAGCGUAUCUGCAAGUAUCCUCUUCAGCUGGCUGAGUUGCUCAAAUAUACAAAGGCUGACCAUGCAGAUUAUGACAAAAUCCGGGAGGCAUUAGAUGCUAUGCGGAAUGUUGCUGUUCUCAUUAAUGAACGAAAACGAAGAAUGGAGAGCCUGGAGAAGCUUGCUGCUUGGCAGCAGAGGGUAGAAGGUUGGGAGGGUGAAGACUUGAUUGAGCACAGUUCCCAAUUGAUCCAUCAAGGAGAGGUUGUGAGGGUCACAACUGGCAUGUGGACCAAUAACAUUACACUUUUCCUCUUUGACCACCAGCUUGUCUAUUGUAAGAAGGACAUCCUUAAGAGGAAUACUUAUGUAUAUAAAGGACGGAUACAGUUAGACACAAGUGAAGUCGUUGACGUUCCAGAUGGAAAAGAUCCACAGUUAGGCGUAAUGGUAAGGCAUGGAUUGAAAGUAUACAGCUGUAUCCGUGACAAGUGGUUGCUAUUUUGCUGUCGGUCAGCAGAAGAAAAGCAACGAUGGCUACAGGCCAUGGCAGAGGAACGUCGACUUGUAGUUAAAGAUCGUCAAGAUGGUCUUGAAUUCCCUCCGACGGCUCGCCAACUGGCAAGAAUGGCUGCUCGUUGCAAGAGAAGACCACCAAGCAAGCCCAGAAGUAAGAACUAUAAGCAGGACUCCGGAUAUAGCAUGAAUCUGUCAGAAGCAGGGUCCAGUCAUCACAGCCUUAGUGGGCCACAACCAGCACAUGGGUCAACUCACUCACUGGGACACAAAGUUGGUACCUGGUUUACAUUUUCCAGCAGUAAGAAAGGGCGAGCCUUGGUACGCACCUCUCCACACCAUCAGCACACAUGAAGCAGUGGUAUUUUCAUGGUGGUGUUCUUCUGGCAGCAAUGUAAUGGACAACACAAACUCUUCUAGCCCUUUUAAAAUAAAAUUGCAAAAUAGGAAAUUUGUUCAAGCUCAAGUUAAAAAGUAAAACAUCUGUCAUAAUGGAUGUCUUACCAUUCUUGAUCUACAAACUGAAUUAAGGACAGGUCCUAUAUAAUUUUAUCUUACUAUUCAUCAUACAAGGUAACAGGAAGAUAACUUUUAGGAUGUGAAACCAAUUGCAUAUAGAGAUGAAGCACUGGCUGUUAAAAAUAUGUGAAAAUAAAGAAAACUACAUGUAGGCACGCCAAGGUUUCAGUUACUGAAACUGGUACUCUUCAGUACCUGGUAAUAAUGUUCUACCACAAACCAGGAAGUCACAGAGAGGCUCAGAAAGUUAUAAAACAUGUUUAAUAGUCAGAAAUAAGAUAUAUAUGCUACUGUCAGUAGUAAAGCGAUGGAAGGGUGGGGGGAAAUGGGAGCAUACACAAGACUGAACACUAUCCUUCCUAGAAGUGACAGUUGUAACUGACCUGCACAGUGUAUAUUUCCUGUGUGACUACUCCUACAUUAAUAGAUGACUUUCCAAAGUAUCUUCUUGAAGCUUUAAUGUAAUUACAGAAUAACCAUAUACUGAUGAAACCCACUUUACAUAUCGACUAUAUACUGAACUGGAGCAGUAUGCACACAUAUCUACUGCUGUGAUUCAGAGACAGCCUCAGAAUAAAAAACUACACAUACUCAGAAAGCAAAAUAACAGCUUUAAUUUACACACAGCUCUAGAAAUAUCUUUUAAUUCAUUCAUAAUUUAAACUGCUAGAAGUUCACAACAUACAGACAACACAUUUCAGGUUAUUAUUCUUAAUCAUGAAAAUGUGUGUUGAUGCCUUGCAUACUUUUACUGUGAUUUUUCUUUUAAUGUAAAAGACUUUUACCUCAGAUCGCCCAAUGGCCUACACUGAGCCAAUUUUCCUCUACUCUGAUUUCCUUACUAUGGUAAUUUGCUAUAAGUUAGCUCAAGAAAUAAGCCUAUGGAAACCCCCAUCAGUCAAACUUAUGAAGAUGAACUUUAUAAUGUAAUAAUAACCCUUGGCAACAGUAACAAAGCAGUAAAACAUAAUAUCAGCCAUUGCUGGAUUUCAUGACCAGGCCUACAGAACUUCACAAACGCACAUUGGAUAGCUAGCACAACUGUUAUGUUGGUUGCAACAACGCUGUUUAUAUAUAGGGAUGCUAAAACCAUAAAUGUAACAUUGUUUGAAGCCUUGUUGUUGCAAGUAGUGUCUCAGAAUUUGAGAGAGGAUGUGAAAAAAUUUGAAAAUGGUAAGAAAUAAUUGCCUUUAAAUUUUACACUUUGAAUUCAUACUUAUUUAAUAUCCACUAUUAUGUACACAAAACCAGUGAUAAAGAUGCUGAUUUAUAUAGUACACCACAUUUUUAUGUAAUAAUUUGGGCCAAAUUUUGAGACAUCAUUUACAUAAAUUAUCUAGUUCAGUGCAGCCAGUAUCAGGAAGCACAGAGAAUAUGUUUUUGUUGCAAAAUACAUGUAUAUAUUUUUCUGUAAAUAUGUAUUAUUAUGUAUUAGGCUGCUGACAGAUUGUACAAAUGAUGUAACUGUUAAUUCCACUAGUGUUAAAUUUAAAGUUCUUUAGCUAUAAUGAUGAUCUCUUGAAAGCUCCAUUGACAAGUAUUACUGUUGAAUGUGUGUCAGUUCUUGUGCUGAGUACUUAUAACUGUGUUAAUAAAUUUAUGGUUAUGUGUUCCUCUCUGUGUAGAGAGAAAUGCAAUGAACUAUUUAAGAGAGAAUGAAGUGUUGCACAAAUAGAUGUUUAUGACAGCAUUUUAUGACACAUUAUGUAUAUAAAAACUUUCAACUUGUGUAAAUGUACUUAACAUAAUAGUUUUAUAAAGAAUGUGUUGAUUUAA
Molecule: messenger RNA, 3963 nt
Organism: Cryptotermes secundus
Lineage: Eukaryota; Metazoa; Arthropoda; Insecta; Blattodea; Kalotermitidae
Product: rho guanine nucleotide exchange factor 4
Biological process (GO): intracellular signal transduction
Cellular component (GO): cytoplasm
Molecular function (GO): guanyl-nucleotide exchange factor activity; protein binding
Source: RefSeq, a predicted model, not a curated record